Molecule: messenger RNA, 666 nt
Organism: Coccomyxa subellipsoidea C-169
Lineage: Eukaryota; Viridiplantae; Chlorophyta; Trebouxiophyceae; Coccomyxaceae
Exons: 3
Biological process (GO): nucleotide metabolic process
Molecular function (GO): ATP:ADP adenylyltransferase activity; ATP binding
Source: RefSeq, a predicted model, not a curated record
AAGGAGUGGGUCAAUCCUUUUCUGCCUUAUGAGAAACAGCUGUGGGUGAGGGACGUCUCCAACACCCACACGCUGCUUCUCAACAAAUUCAAUGUUGUCGCACACCAUCUCAUCUGCGUCACAAGGACCUUCAAGCGACAGACGGAUCCGCUUGAUGCAGCAGAUUUAGCAGCCACAUGGGAGGCAAUGCAGGCCUAUCCCAAUGGCGCCCUGGCCUACUUCAACUGUGGGCCAGAGUCAGGAGCAAGUCAGCCACACAAGCACACCCAGAUUGUCCCCUUACCCCUGGCAGAGGACACAAAGGGCCUGGCGCUGCCAUUUGAGGGUGAUCCUUACUGUAUUUGUACUAGGACAGCCUAUUCUAAGUCUGUUUGUGGGGGAUUCAGGCCAUCGGCAAGGGAUUUGGAGCAGGUCUUCAACACAUUGAAGGCGUCCUUUGGCUCUGCUGCGGUCCCUGAAGAAGGGUCCCCAGAGUCAUACAACAUGGUCCUCACCAGCAGCUACAUGAUGCUGGUGCCACGGUCAAGGGAGGUGUACGGCCUUGUUGCAGUCAAUUCCAUGGGCUUUGCUGGCUCUAUGCUGGUGCGGUCAAAAGCAGAGCUUGACUUCAUUCGCAGCGAGUCCCCUAUGCGGAUUCUGGCAGCCGUGGGCAUACCCUGGCCUUAG